Messenger RNA from Erpetoichthys calabaricus (reedfish), 4176 nucleotides. RefSeq names its product zinc finger protein 709-like. Bases 151 to 3294 code for a protein of 1047 amino acids. The transcript has 5 exons. The record is from RefSeq and is a predicted model, not a curated record. Gene Ontology annotation, molecular function: DNA-binding transcription repressor activity, RNA polymerase II-specific. Gene Ontology annotation, biological process: negative regulation of transcription by RNA polymerase II. Lineage: Eukaryota; Metazoa; Chordata; Cladistia; Polypteriformes; Polypteridae.
AAAAUAGAUGUCGGAGGUGUAUACCCAGUGUCUUUUUACUAACAGUAAACGAGACGUUAGGCUGUUAAUAUUGAGUGAGUUCGUUCCAUCACAUUACUUAAAGGUAGAAGCAGCAAGGAAGGAGAGGCUGCCAUUAACUUCAGCCUCAGGAUGGAUAUGAAACAGAACAUGUGUGACAUUAAUACCAUGGAGGUAAUGACUGUAACAAUUAAAGAGGAGCACUGUGAAUGGGAGUCUGUCCACUCUGAACAGGAGAGUCUCAGCGUCACGGAUGAGGAUUAUGAACAGGUGACUGUGGGCAUUAAAGAGGAGGCCGAGGAGAUGUCAAUCAUCACUGAGAUAAAGACUGAGGAACCUUCACCUGUUAGGACUCUGAAAGAUCAGCCAUCACCUUCAAAGCAGUCUGGAGAAACAUUUCUAUCUGGAUCAGAGAUUUUGAAGCCAGCCACUUUACACAGGGGUUCUCUACCUGCUUUGGAUCUAACCAGAACAAAUAAAAGGAGCGUUCAACAACAGAUGGAUGAUACUAAUGGAUCUGCUUUGUCUGUUUUACAAAAGGGGAAGAAAAAAUGUAAACCUAAUGAUAAGCAGGAGAGUCGUCCAAGAAAGAAGCCACAUUGCUGCACUGAAUGUGGUAAGCGCUUCUGCUGCAGUAGCCUGCUUGAGAAUCACAAAAGAGUUCACACUGGAGAGAAGCCAUAUUGCUGUUCGGAAUGCGGCAAGCAAUUCUCACAAAUGAGCCAUCUUCGGACCCACAAAAGAAUUCACACUGGAGAGAAGCCUUAUUGUUGUUCAGAAUGUGGCAAACGAUUCUUACAAAUGAGCUAUCUUCGCAGCCAUGCAAGAACUCACACUGGAGAGAAGCCAUAUUGUUGUACUGAAUGUGGCCAGCAAUUUGGUCAUAGUAGCAGCCUUCAAACGCACUCAAGAAUUCAUACUGGAGAGAAGCCGUAUUCCUGUCCUGAAUGUGGCAAGAAAUUCUCACAAAUAGGCAAUCUUCAAGCCCACCAAACAAUCCACACUGGUGAGAAGCCAUAUUGUUGUUCUGAAUGUGGAAAAGAAUUCUCAAGGAAAGUGAAUCUUAAGAAACACAGAAGAAUUCACACUGGGGAAAGACCAUAUUGCUGUUCUGAAUGUGACAAACGAUUCUAUAGUAGCAGCAGCCUUCGGAGACACACAAGAAUUCAUAGUGGAGAGAAGCCAUUUUGCUGUGCAGAAUGUGGAAAACGAUUCUCUAGAAGCAGUCAUCUUCAACAACACACUAGAAUUCAUACUAGGGAGAAGCAACUGCCAUUUACUGUUAAUACCGAGAUGGAUGUGAAAGAGGAGACGUGGGAGGCUGACAUAAAUACCAUGGAGACAAUGGCUGUAACUGUUAAAGAGGAGGAAUGUGAAUGGGAGUGUGUCCACCCUAAGCAAGAGAAUCUCAGCAUUAAGGGUGAAGAUUAUGAAGUGGGCUCAGUGGACAUUAAAGAAGAGGCAGAAAAGAAGUAUGUCAGCCUGGAGACGCUCGACCAUACAAGUAUGGAGGGUGUCGACUUCAACGUGAGGUCUGAGUCAUUACAGUCUGACACAAAGAGAACUGAGGAAAUUUCAUCUGUUAGAACUCUGGAAGAUCAGCCGUCAUCUUCAAAUUGGGCUGAAAGAAGAGACAAACCUCACUGCUGUCCUAAAUGUGGCAAACGAUUUCAUCAUUUAAGAAAGCUUCGGAUUCACACAAGAAUUCACACUGGGGAGAAGCCGUACAGCUGUUCUGAAUGUGGCAAACGAUUCUGCCACAAGAGUUCUCUCCAUGGACACAAAAAAAUCCACACUGGAGAGAAGCCGUAUUGCUGUACUGAAUGUGGCAAACAGUUUGCCGAAAGCAGAAGUCUGAAGAACCACACAAGAAUUCAUACUGGAGAAAAACCAUUUUGUUGUUUGGAAUGUGGCAAACUGUUUUCAGUGAAGAGCAGCCUUAAGAUACACACAAGAACUCAUACUGGAGAGAAGCCAUACUGCUGUUCUGAAUGUGGCAAACGAUUUCGUGACAGGGGUUCUCUUCGGUACCACACUAGAAAUCACACCGGAGGGGAGAUGUAUGGCUGUUCUGAAUGUGGCAAACAAUUCUCACAUAUCACCAGUCUUCAGAUUCACACCAGAAUUCAUACUGGAGAGAAGCCAUUUUGCUGUACACAUUGUGACAAGCGAUUCUGUACCAGGAGUUCUCUUCAGAAACACACAAGACUUCAUACAGGACAGGAUCUGUAUUCCUGCUCUGAAUGUGGCAAACAGUUCUCAAGAAAGAGCUCUCUUAGGAAUCACAAAUUAAUUCACACUGGAGAGAAGCCGUAUUCUUGUUCUGAAUGUGGGAAACGAUUUUCUUCAAGUAGCACUCUUCAGAACCACAAAAGAAUACACACUGGAGAAAAGCCAUAUUGCUGUUUGGAAUGUGGCAAACAGUUUUCUCAAAGAAACACUCUUCAGAGCCACACAAAAAUUCAUACAGGAGAUAAGCCGUUUUGCUGUUCAGAAUGUGGCAAGUGUUUUUCUGGAAGAAACACUCUUCAGGGCCAUAAAAGAAUUCAUACAGGGGAGAAGCCAUAUUGCUGUUGUGAAUGUGGCAAACAGUUUGCACAAAAGAACAGUCUUAGGAGGCACAAAAGAGUUCACACAGGAGAAAAGCCAUUUUGCUGUUCAGAAUGUGGCAAACAGUUUUCACUUAAGUUCAAUCUUCAGAGCCACCAAAGAAUUCACACAAAAGAAAAGCCGUAUUGCUGUCCUGAAUGUGGUAAACAAUUUUCAAUGAAGAGAGGUCUACUGGAACACACAAAAACUCAUACAGGAGAAAAACCAUUUUGCUGUUCAGAAUGUGGCAAGCAGUUUUCACAGAAGACCAAUCUUCAGAGCCACAUGAGAACUCACACAAAAGAGAAGCCAUAUUCCUGUACUGAAUGUGGUAAGCAAUUUUCAGUGAAGAAGGUUCUUCUGGAACACACAAAUAUUCAUACGGGAGAGAAGCCUUUUUGCUGUUUGGAAUGUGGCAGGAGGUUUUCACAGAGGAGCAAUCUCCGGGGCCAUAAAAGAACUCACACAAAAGAGAAGCCUCAUUGUUGUUCUGAGUGUGGUAAACAGUUUUCAGUGAAGAAGGUUCUUCUUGAACAUAUAAGAAUUCAUACGGGAGAGAAGCCGUUUUGCUGUUCAGAAUGUGGCAAGCGGUUUUCACAAAGGAGCAAUUUUCUGACCCACAAAAGAGUUCACAGUGGCUCCACCACCACCACCACCACGAACAGACAAGACCACACAAGAAAAUGAAAGAAUUGGACAGUUACCAGUGUUCAGUUAAAAAUGAAGAUGACCUCAUGUAGAGCUACUGUUAUACGACGAGUCCAGAGUUUUAAAAUAAAGCAUAUGCCAGAAGGACUUGCACAAAACUGAAAUAUAUCAAAGUAAACUUUAUACCUAAGUUAAGUAAAAUAAGCAAUUCAAGCCUAAGAGCUGCAAUUGGAAUAAUUAAUGAACGAAAGCAAAAAAAGUCAAGAGUGUUUAGAAUAUCUAAAGAGGAAAAACGAGCAGAAUUGAUACCAUCUAGGGUUGUAACGGCACCUGUAUUUGUACUGAACCAUCACCGCAUGGACGUUACAGUUUGGUCCGUGCAGUCGUACAGAGAAUAUGCGGCGACUGUGGAAGGAUUGAGUAAUGCAGUGUGGAACCAAAUUUACUAUAAUGAGUUUCACAUGGAAACGGUAUGCUUUUAGCAAGUUGAGCCACAAGCUGAUAGACGUCUCACAAAAUCAGUCACACUAUGGCAAGGGUAAACACCACAGAUGCUUCUUUUAACACUAGGAUUACCAGAGUCUACGAAAAAACUCGUAGAUCCGGCCCACCUUAAAACCGUUCUCACCUCUCUUUUGUCUUCUAAAUGUGCCGAUUAAGAGGAGCAGCGAGCAGCCGGCUAUUCCAUCCCCCACCGUUGCAGAACGUUCACUAAGUUUUCCCAGCUCAUGCCUUGUUUGAUUAUCUGGGAGUGACUGAACUGCUGGAGUUUUAGAAUGGAAAUAAUAGAUCACUAUUUGGAAUACAUGCAUUUCAUGCGUGUUCCGUUUCUACAGUAAUCUGUGUAAUCACAUUGCUAAAACAGAAACUUUUUCAUAUUUUAGUAAUAAAUGUUACAAAAUGUAGGCAUAAACUAUAGAA